Gasterosteus aculeatus aculeatus (three-spined stickleback) is the source of this 3901-nucleotide messenger RNA. It is a transcript of the gene gpr155a, whose product is annotated as G protein-coupled receptor 155a. Gene Ontology annotation, biological process: intracellular signal transduction; negative regulation of BMP signaling pathway; transmembrane transport. Gene Ontology annotation, cellular component: membrane. Lineage: Eukaryota; Metazoa; Chordata; Actinopteri; Perciformes; Gasterosteidae. The record is from RefSeq and is a predicted model, not a curated record.
CGACUGGGUCCACCGCGGCGGGAGGCUCGCCAUGAUGGAGGUACCGGAAAGAGCCACCAACUUGAGUGUUCCACACGGGGAGGGAGGCGACCCGGGCCCCUCCGGGGUCUCGCCCAGCAUGUCCAUCGACAAGCUGCUGCCGGCUCUCCUAGAGUGCUUCGGGAUAAUAUUAUGCGGCUACAUCGCCGGGAGGGCGAACGUCAUCACGUCCGCGCAGGCCAAAGGAUUGGGCAACUUCGUGUCAAAGUUCGCUCUGCCGGCGCUGCUGUUCAAGAACAUGGUGCUGCUGGACUUCGGUGACGUCAUCUGGCCCUUCCUGUGGAGCAUCCUCAUCGCCAAAGCGGCCGUGUUCGUCGCCGUGUGCGCGCUCACGCUGCUGGUUGCCCGUCCCGAGGGCCGCUACAGCAAGGCUGGACUUUACUCAAUAUUUGCCACCCAGAGCAAUGACUUUGCCCUGGGGUAUCCCAUCGUUGAGGCCCUAUACAAGAGCACGUACCCAGAGUACCUCCAGUACAUCUACCUGGUUGCCCCGGUGUCCCUGAUGUUCCUAAAUCCCAUUGGCUUUGCCUUCUGUGAGGUCCAGAAGUGGAAGAAUGGAGCAUAUCGGCAGCAGAGAAAACUCUUUAUUGUGGGAAUUGUAGUCCUACAAGUGCUGAAGAACCCCAUCGUGUUCAUGGUGGUCAUCGGCAUCAUCGCCCAUUUUGCCCUGCAACAGACAAUCCCCCCCUUCAUGGCUGAAUUUGUGGAUGGCUUGGCCAACUCUUUUGGAGGAGCAGCGCUGUUCUACCUGGGUCUGUCCAUGGUGGGACAGUUGGGCAAAUUGACCAGAUCCACAGUCGUGACACUGAUAUUACUCACAACAGCCAAACUGUUGCUGAUGCCGCUGAUUUGCAAGGAAUUGGUGGAUCUGUUGGACAUAAGCAACACCAGUGCGUUGAACCACUCGAGCCUCUCCAAUUAUGCGUUUCUUUAUGGAGUGUUUCCCACUGCGCCAAGUGUGGCCCUCUAUGCUGUCUAUUAUAACGCCGAGCUAGAAGUUGUAGCGUCUGGGAUGGUGAUCAGCACUUUCCUCUCCGCUCCAAUAAUGUACGUUUCUGCCUGGUUACUGACGAUGCGUUGGAUGGACCCUCAGCUUUUGAUGAAUUCGCUGCAGACCGUCAGCUUUAACAUAAGCAUUGUUUCCUUGGUUGCACUGGUGUGGACAAUUGUUGUCAUGUUUUUAAGCAAGAAAUUCAAGAGGCUACCUCACACGUUUACAGUGCACCUUUUCCUGGCUCAGUUUCUAACGUGCUUCGGGAUGAUCCUGUGGAACUUUGUGGUGAAAGAAGACAACUUCGUCGCACAAGUUCUGACAUUCACGUUAUUAUGUACAUCACUCUACAGCACCUUCCUAUGGCCAGGUUUAAUAGCUCUUUCUCUUGUGCUCAUGAAGAGGUUUGAGGAUGUGAAAGUUUCUCCAGGCGUGUUUGUCAUUGCUGGCUGGGGGGUUCCAGCCUCAGUAACUGCUUUGUUGCUCAUUUCUGGGGGGAGAAUUUCCGACACGAUUGACUCUGCAUUCUUUUACGGCAAACCACAGAUCAUCUGCACGACAGUUGUAGUUGCCCUCAGUAUACUGCUGGGCGGGAGCUCUCUUGUGUGUCUCAGUAGAGGAAGCUGGUCCCAUGGGGACCAAAGCCAAGAGGGAAACACUGCAGAGGAUCUAGUGACAGAGCUUGAACCAGAAGACCAGACUGGGAUUGAGCCAUUUGCCCCAUCAGCAGAUGUCAACAGAGAGUGCCUCAUAUGUGACUGUGCACCACCCCCGCCCAUGCCCGACAUGAUCACCAGCACAAACAUGAACAACCCUCCAAUCACACUAGCAGGUCAAUGUGAGAAUAGCUGUGAGUCCUCAAGCUGCCUGCUUGUCCAAGCGGAGGAGCUUAAACAGGUUGCGGACACACAAGUGGCCCGUCAUGUGCUCUUAUGUCUGCUUCUGACUGUCAGCCUGCUUGCUAACCUGUCCAGCUGCUUGUGGCUGCUGCUGAACGACCAGCCCGGCAGACUCUACUUGGAGCUGCUGUUCUUUUGCGCCGUGGCCAACUACGGACAGGGUCUUCUCUCCUUUGCUCUGUUCGGGCUCGACAAGCAUUUGAUUCUUCUACCAUUUAAGAAGAGGUUAUACAGUCUGUGGUAUGGAAAGAAGCAAGAAGAGCAGCUGCAGAGUGAAUUGCCUGAAGAAAUCAGGAUGACCUGCACCCAGUUCACCAAAUACCACAAGGACCAGUGUUUUCAAGACAUUGUCAAAAAGAGAAGGUGUGGGAAGAGGACUGUGGCGGACUGUUUUCUUGGCUGUGAGCUUGUGGAGUGGUUGCAGCGGGUGGGCUUGGCUCAGGACCGUGGCGAGGCGCUGCUGUAUGGGACACUGCUACAGCAGGGUGGUGUCCUCCAGCACAUCAAGCAGGAACACGACUUCCAAGACAGUCCCCUCCAUUACCGCUUUACCGCGACAUAAGACGCAGGGGUCAAAGUCUGCCUUUCUUUUCUUGGCAAAAUGAUGCAUGUAAAAGGCCAUUUGAAUGGAGAUUAUAAAAAAAAGACAUGAAUACAUCUCGAGGAUGUACAACUUGAGGAACAUAACCUGCCUGCAGCAACAUAUCCACACGCUGAAAAAUGUGGCAGCACCAAGCAAAUCCUGCACAGUAAAAGUGCUGCAGUGCAACACUCUGACCCAACCUAAUGCAUUGUGUGGAGUUGGUCUUAAAGGGAAUUUUCAAUUAUGAUUUUUUUGCAAUUUUUACAUUUAACAUUUGAUUCAAUAUGAUAUCUGGUAUAACAGUCAAUCAAGGCAGGAACGGUCAGAUGAUUGUACAUGUACACAGAAUCCCGUUUAGCCUGAUCAUCAUAACCAUUUCUUUUUGGGGUAAAACAUUAAAUGGGACUACCUGAAAUGACCGUUUUAACCCUUCAAUGGUUUGCAAAUGUACUACACGGCUACCACUACGGUACUGUGGAGUAGAUUUUAGUCAGAAAGUCGGUGUUGAAAUUCACAUCUGCAAGAGGCGGUUUCAUGAUGGCCAGUUUCUUUACAUGUCAAAUUGUCUCCCAUUUUCCUCGUCCUGUUUGACUCGGUUGUAGCAAAGUCACUGCAUCCUUUAAUCUGCUGUAAAGUUGGUGAAUAAUAUUUGCAGAGCUGAAUAGCACUGACAGCCCAAAGAAUCAAGUUUUGCGCCAGUAUUAAAGAGCAGAUAAAACUUUCCUGCUCUGUUUGAUUUCAGUACGUCCACUUCAGUAUCUGAUUUUAGUUUUGUUUUCUAUUUGUCAUUUGGGGAGCAACUAUGCUCAAAUAACCGGCAACAGGCAAAGUCUGUGACAGGCAGGUACAAGCAAAAAUACCACUCCUACAGAAUGUAAUAUUUCCAGAGUGUAUUAUCACUCUUCAAGCAAAGCACUUUCCAAAAAAAGGGACAAAGUGGUUAAAUCUGCUUCUAUUUUCAGUUUGUUGGCAGCCAGUGUUACUCAUAUUAAGUUUGCUUUACUAGUUGGCUAACUGGCAUGAAGCAUGAGUAAUUUAGCUUUAAUAGCCUGCUGUUACAGCAUGUCUAUUAAACAAAGGAAACUGCCACUGGAACAAUUAACUUAUCAUUAUUAAUACAUGCUAACAGAGUAAAUGAGUCAGAAUGUUGUUGUUAAUGCAUGUGUUUUCUUGGAGGUGUUGGGGGGGAAGUCUCAGGUACAAAGUAAUAUAAUUACAAAGCAAAGGGCUUAAUUAUACAUCUUUUGUAAUUGACAAAGGUUUUUUUUUUUAUUACCUCAAAAAAUGUUGAGAAAACUGCCAUAGUGUCUUUUUGAUAAAAACAGAGUGAAGCACUGACUGCAUAUUUAUGAUUUGCACGUAUUUAAAUAAAUGUUGCUAAUGAACCCA